AGGGUUACAAAAGUGAGCGUAGUUAAAUGCGUGCGGGCAGUUCGCAUUAGAACUUUGGCUGUAACUGUGGUUUAGGAUGAUAGUUAAGUUGUUAAAGUUUUUAUUUGUUUGUGGAUGUGUGAACAGUUUCCCCGAUGGAGCGCCAGUGGACGCGUGUGUCAAGGAUCGUGCGAACCAGCCCAAUCAUGGACAACACCGGUCCCAACCUUUAAACACACUACCCUAUAAAGUGAUAGCAUCUUCGGCUCAUUUUGAACCGAACACUAAGAUCACGGUUACAAUAGAAGGUGCGGAACCGUUUAAGGGCUUUUUUAUCCAGGCUCGUUCUGCAGACGACAAUCAAUGGAUUGGUUCCUGGGAGGAAUCUCCCAACACCACGCUAAUUCCAGAAUGUUCGGCUAUCACUCAUGCAGAUCCGAGGGAAAAAAUUAGAGCGACCCUUGUUUGGACGGCGCCAAUAUCACAUGGCACAGUUUAUUUCACGGGUACAGUUUUGAAAGACUACGGCACAUUCUGGGCGAACAUUGUGGCCGAGACGCCUCACGACACGGGACUGCAGAUACUUACAUAAUAUUAAAAAAUAUAUAUAUAAAACCUAAAAAUGUAAAUAAAACCACUGCU
Messenger RNA from Danaus plexippus (monarch butterfly), 621 nucleotides. Its product is annotated as putative defense protein 3. The coding region runs from base 77 to 571 and encodes 164 amino acids. Gene Ontology annotation, molecular function: oxidoreductase activity, acting on metal ions. The record is from RefSeq and is a predicted model, not a curated record. NCBI's taxonomy places the organism in Eukaryota, Metazoa, Arthropoda, Insecta, Lepidoptera, Nymphalidae. The transcript has 3 exons.